AUGCUCUCCGAGUCGUCUGUCCCCGCUCUCGUCGGGUUUCCCGAGACGGGGGCCCACGAGCUCGGCGCGGCCUUUUCACCGGCGGCCAGCGCGUCUGCCCCGAGCCUGCCUUCGGCGAGCUCUGAACCGCCCCCAUUUCGGGCGGCGGCCGACCCGGGAGCGUCGAAGCCGUCGGAUCCUGUCCAGGGUUCGAGCGCCGCUCCGUCAAAAGAGCUCGACAGGACGCGAGAGACCUUUCGCCGGUUCCGAUGUCCGCAGGAGGAGGACGACCUCGACUGUGGGACUCUCUGCGGCGCCCGGUGUGAGGGACACGGCUACUCCCCGUCGCAGUUUUUCCGCGAGCCUCUUUCCCCGCGAUACGACAGAGAAAUGGACGACGAUGAUUGUCGGCCCCCGCAAAGGCUCAAUGCGUCUGAGGAGUUACGCUGGUGUGGAUUCCCCGAGGGACGGCGUGGAGAGGAUCUGGAGUCCUUCGUUCUCGACAUGGCCGGGGGGAAUGGUUCCUCGGGCUCCUCGCCCGUGCUUUGCCCGGCCUCUUCGCGAGCAUCCCUGGCGUCGUCCCUCUGCACGUCUUCUUCGCCUACGCCUGCGCACCAGUCCAGGCUUGUCGAGGGGAGCGGCGACUUCGUGCCAGCGAAGGGGCUGUCUCCGAAGUGUGGGGAAGCUGAGAGACAGUGGUCGUCGGGGCGAAGAGGCCGAGGAAGGAAGAGAGCGCCGGUGGAAGAUGAAGCGGGGCGGAAAGGAGACACAUCUGGUCAAGACCAACGCGACUCUGACGCGGGCGUCGCGGCUCUCACGAGACUUCUUGCGAAGAAAUGCAGGUUGAAUAGCAACUCCCCGGAAAACCAUCCCGAUUUCCUCGUGUAUAAGCCGCUCGCGGGGACGCCUCCCGCCUUGGUGUCGCCUCUCCACGGUCCCUCGGUGUUCGCUAAAGGGCGCCCGGCGGACGAGAAACCACGUGGAGACCGAGAGAGCAGUUUUCCUGGCCGCGUGCGGGACGGAGUAUGUGAGCGAGUGAUGGCGAGUGUGCAGUCGCAGGCAGGCUCGGCAGUCCCUUCGGGCCGGGGAACUGCCGGUGGCGGCUUGGACGGGGGCCAGAGCGUCCCGAGCACGACGUCGGAACGCAACGCGCGCGAAACCUGUCGGCCGACCUGGCCCCGAAGGCCCGAAGGAGACACAGCCGAGAAGAGCUCUGAAGGGGAACGCCAGGCCGAAACGAAGGAAGAGCAAAUGGACCAAGACGUCGACUUUAGCGAGGGCCCAAGGCCCGAGCUUGCAGAGACAUUUAGCGGGAAGGCAAACGCUACUUUUUUCAGCGCCGACAGCGGGAGUUGUGGUCAGCUUGAUGGGUCGUGGAAACCGGCGGCCUCCAGUGCGUUCUAUGGGAGGCGAAACUCGUCGUGUUCCACAUCGUUGUCGGCGGACGUCGCCUCGCCGGUGCAAUGGACAGGUUCCCGCCCUUUUCGCGCUUCCUGUUCGACGUCGUUCCCCCUUUCUUGCUGCUCGUCGUCUUCGUCCUUGGACAGCAAAGCAGAUGAUCGGGAACACGCCCCAGCUUCGCCUGUUCGGCGGCAGGGCUGGGCGGAGAAGGGAACAGACGAGGGGGACUCUGACGCGCGCCGCGCCGACUUUGGGGAGAACCGCGUGCCUGCGCGGCAAGCUGGUUCUCAGCUUCGCGAUCUCGGCGAGUCUGCACGGUCUCCACGGGCCCCCGACGGUCAGCGCCCCGUGCGUCGGCUCGGUGUGGGGCGCGCCUGUUCGCGAGAAGACGGCACGCGAAGCACGGAGGAAGCAAGAGAAGCGCGAGGAAGCAGACCAGGUUGUGCGCCGCUUGGCGAACAAGGCGCGGGGCCAGAUGCCCGCCGCUUUGAUACGCAUUCAUGGUCGAUGCCGACGGAAAAACAGAAGCGCUUGCGCAUGCAGGAGCUCCUCGCCAUCACCCGGUCUCCACCGUCCCGAAACCCCGCGUUUCCUUCCCCGGUCUCUCCCCGGAGUCGCGCUGAUCAGACUCGCGCGGAGAGGGGAGUUUACCGAUCUGUCGAUCUGGGUGCACUCCGCAGCCGCACGCCGACUUGCCAGCCAGCUUUCAGUUCCAGGUCGCCUGAACGCUUGAGAGCCGACAGUGUGCGCGGAGGCCCCGGGAGACCGGGGCAGAUGGCCUGGACAGUUCGGGCGCCUGUCGCCGCGCCACACAUGGGAAGGGACGAAGACAAUCACGAAGAGACGAUCUGCCUCGCAACGCCCGCUGUGUCCCCUCGCCAGCGGCGCGAAGGGGCGAAUUCCGAAGACGAAAGCGGAGACGACUUGGACGCGUUCCUCCCUUCGUUUUCCUCUGGGCCUCGCGGAUAUGCCGCGUCGAUCUACUCGUUUUCGUCCUCUUCCUUCUCGGCGACCUCGUCCUUCUUGUCGGAUUCUUCUUCCAUCCUCAGCGGAGACACGUUCGCGCCGGGACUCGCGCCGAGCGUCGGCAGCCGAAGCGGGGAAGGAUUCUCCUCUCUCGCGUCCUUCGCCUCCUCGGACGGGUCCGUAGGUUCCAGUUGGUUAAGCGGCGCAGGGGGAGGCUCGCCUUCGUGGACCGGAAUCACGGUCUCGACGCGGGCGUCUCCGCCCGUGUCUCCUUCAGACCUGCUGCCGUCGUCCUCGUUAGCUCUCUCCGUGGGCGCGGCGCGGUCCCCACCUGCGACGUUCUCGUCCUAUGCCGUGAAUCCAUUCCAGGCGUCGCCUUCCUCUCCACCGUGCUCGGCUCCUCUCGCGUGUCCUGCAAACGCGUCGCCGGAAAGCCGCACCAACGGUGCGGCGUCUUCCACAGCGCCGCUCGGGGGUUCCUCGACUCGGCCGUCGGCUUCCGUGCACGCCGCGGCCUCGUCGCAACUGCCGGUCUCGACGUCGUCUCUCUCUCCUCUCCUCACAUGCCCCGAUCUCUGUAGAGACGCCGGCAGCCGCAGGCAGAAUCUUGGCUCGGCCCCGGCGCGCUCCACGCGCCGCGCGCACUCGCGAAGGCGCUCGUGCGACGGGGCGGCAGUGUCAGACGAUUCGAGAACCGCGCGGCGAGGCGAACCCUCGGAAACCCGAGUGAUCGACUACGUCGCGGCGAACCGGCUGCUAUGGGAGGCGCAGUUCGAAUGA
Neospora caninum is the source of this 3126-nucleotide messenger RNA. RefSeq lists its product as hypothetical. The transcript has a single exon. Bases 1 to 3126 code for a protein of 1041 amino acids. Lineage: Eukaryota; Apicomplexa; Conoidasida; Eucoccidiorida; Sarcocystidae. The record is from RefSeq and is a predicted model, not a curated record.